Protobothrops mucrosquamatus (brown spotted pit viper) is the source of this 3114-nucleotide messenger RNA. Its product is annotated as meckelin. NCBI's taxonomy places the organism in Eukaryota, Metazoa, Chordata, Lepidosauria, Squamata, Viperidae. The record is from RefSeq and is a predicted model, not a curated record. The transcript has 24 exons. Gene Ontology annotation, cellular component: ciliary transition zone; MKS complex. The coding region runs from base 91 to 2529 and encodes 812 amino acids. Gene Ontology annotation, biological process: cilium assembly.
UACCUUGGUGUAGGCUCUCCUGAUCUUCUUCCACCCACAGAGGAUCAAUCUGUGGGGAGUGACUAACCCCCAUUGCAGGCGCCCUCCAAAAUGCCAAUUCUGAAAAGCUCUGUGUCCCUUUUUCUGCUGUUUCUCAAUCCCCUGCAGUGCCCCACGCUGGGUCUAAGGAACGGGCCUGCCGCCUCCAGCCUUCCUGAAAAAUGUGGGGCUCACCAAUUCUUCAACCUUGAGACCGGCCAGUGCAGCUCCUGCACCCCAGAGCUGAUCCCGAGUCCUGAGGGUUUGAGUUGUGUUUGCAAGCCUGGAUUAAAAGAGUCAAGUGGAGAACCCCAUCGUCUUCCAUGCCCUGAUUGCAGCAAUGUCCCCCCUGGCACCCUCUGGGAAUCUGAGUUUCUUGAUGGGAGCUUCCUAGCAUGUGAGAACACCUGCAAUGCAACAGCUUGUCAAAUGCUCACCAACAUGGUCAUCCUCAAAGCUUUCUCUUUGCAAACCAGGCCUUACGAUCUUUACACCAAGGUCAAAGGAUCCAACUGGGCUUUGUGGAGCCUUUGUUUCCUGCAGGAACACCUGCCAUCUUCUAUUGACUUCAAGCUCAUUCAGUACGAUGUCUGGGGAAAGUUCCUGGGUUGGCAGGACGUAAAGGGAGCAACAUUGCAGCUCUGUCCGAACAGCCAGAAGGUCCUGGAUGCAGCUUUCCUCUUGGGAACCACAUACAGUCAGUCUUGCACCCUUGAAGUCUCUGCCCUGCUGCAAAGGACUCCAGAACCCAUCUUCUAUGAGAUGUUUUUGCAGUUUGAAGAUGAGAAGGGGAACGCCCAGCUAUGGCCCAUUCCUAUAAGCAGUCCCACAAUGGUAACAAACAAUCAAGCACCCCCACUGACUCAAGCACUCCGGAGAUUCUUUCUGAUCGAUGGGCUAUCAAGCAGAAAAGGGAAUUUGUCAAAUGCGCCAGAGUCUGUUACCCUGGCAAAGGAUUUGAUUCUCAGUGUCCACCUUCCAACCACUGUUCCUGGGGAAGACCCACCUUUCUUCUUGACAGUCAGAUAUGCCACAUACCCCCUCGCGGGAGCUGCCCGGGUGUCAUUUUCAGUCUCCUACAUUCAGAGACCUGGAUCAGCUCAGCUAGCAACGGAUAUUGCCUUUGGGGUCCUGGGGUUCCUCGCUGUCCUCUAUGCUUUGUUGGAAACCAGCAGCUGGGCCCGGCGAUCUCGUCUGCAAAAUAUCGGUUUCACGACCAUAUUGAAAUUCUUUGCUUGCUUGGUUGGCUCUCUGGCAAAUGUCUUUUUCAUGGUCACCUUGGGAAUUGGCAUUUACUGGCUGAUCGUUUUCAAGGGUCAGCAGUUUUCUACUGUGGAAAUUACACUCCCAGCUGCUGGUAGCCAAGCAGAAACCAACUUUAUAAUCUAUGCGUUGUGUGCUCUGAUUUUGAAGAGCCUGGAUCUCCUACAUCUGCUAAUCACCCAGCUAACGGUCUCCAUUUUCCUGAUCGACUGGGAGAAGCCGAAGGACAAACCAACAAUGAAAGGAGGUCCAGCCUCGUCAGUGAGUGCCUGGAGGACUUUUCUGAUCGCUAAUGAGUGGAAUGAAAUCCAGACACACAGGAAGGUGCAUCCUUCGCUUCAGCUGUUUGCGGUUUUGUUGGUUUUGGAGGUGGUGGGGCUAAAAAACCUCGCAUCAAGAGACCUGAAUGUCACUCUGCAGCCUGAGCCAAAUACUUACCAAGCUCCCUGGAGCCCAAUUCUUCGUUUUGGGAUUGCCGCUUCUGUUUGGCUGGUGGUGGCCAUUGUGCAGAUGUUGGUGUCCGUUGGGUUAUAUCAACGUUUUGUGGAGGACAAGAUUCAUCAGUUCAUUGAUCUUUGUUCCUUGAGCAAUGUAUCUGUGUUCAUCUUGACACACAGGUGUUACGGAUUCUACAUCCAUGGGAGAAGCGUCCACGGACAUGCUGAUGUGAGCUUGGACACAAUGCUCUCUUAUCUCAGGAAAGAGGAGGACAAUCUUUGUCCCCUGAGGGGUUUGGAGGCUAACUCUGAGGUGCAGACCUUCGAGGUGCUUCUCACUGACCGGACUCGGACCUUCUAUGACCGAAUCCUCCUCUCAUUAACAGAGCAUCAGAGAGGACUCCAAAGUCGCCCUGAUCUUCACGAGCUGAGGCUGAAAGGCUACCAUGCGCUGAAUUGGUUCCUGGUGUCCUUCUUGGAACACAGAUAUAAAGAUGUGGACUACAUAGUGAAGGACAAGUUUUUCUCGGAGAGGGUCAUGGACCUGGAAUUUCAGGAGCCGGGAGACCUCUCGAUUCUCUAUAACGAUGACGGUGCAUUGUUCAGCCGGACGCUCUUCUAUGGCCACGAAUUAUUGCUCCUUCUCUUUGAAACCCUCCUGUUCUGCGCUGUGGAUUUGGGGGCACAGAAUUUUGUGCUCUCAGCGGUUGUUACCUUUGCUGUGCAGAAGCUUGUGCAAGUGGCGCGUGACACGCUCGGAAGGCGAAAUCUAGCAGAGAAGACCUUGGUGGAAAAACAGUUCCUGAUCUGAGAGCCACCACCAAGCCCUUCCACGUGGGAAGAGAAGAAGACCCUGCUGGGCCAGGCUGCCGAUGUGCUUGGAAAGAAUCCCAGACUUCUCAGCCUGGGAAAUUUCAUCUUUUAGGGAAGAAAAAUGUCUGAAUGGUUCUUAUUUCUGGGAUUCUCAUUCAAACAAAGCAUGUGAAAGAAUGUGUGUGGGGGGGAGUAUAUUCCCCCCCCCCCGGGCCCUCAAAGACUUGAUGCCUCUGCUUGCAAGUUUGGAUGGCCAUGUGCUUCCGAUUGUAGGCCCAGCACGUUCCCUGUAGAAUUAUAGGGAAUCCUCAAAUUACAACUGUCUGUUUAGUGACUGUUCCAAGUUACAACGGCACUAAAAAUGUGAUUUAUGACUUUUAUGAUUUAUGACUGAACUGCUGUUAUGCUGGCUGGGGAAUUCUGGGAGUUGAAGUUCACAAGUCAGUUUGGAGACCCCUGCUCUAUAGUGGACUAGAAACCUGCAUGCUUGCAAACCCCUAUCUUACAUGUAUGAAAACCAGCUUUUGAAAGUGUGACCUCCAUGUACAUUUCCCAAAUGAAAAUAAAAGGAUGCACUUGAAAA